CACUUUCCCCUCGUCUCCCCCGGAAAUUCACUCUUCUUCUUCUUCACAGAUUCAUUCGCAUCUCUGAAUUCCAAACAUUCGAUCGGAUUUUAGAAAAAUGAGUUACUUGAACAAGGUAUGGAUGGCGGCGACGGUGGCGGUGAUGCAGAGCCACGGCGAUCAUGGCGGCAAAUGGAAAGCCGGCCUGAGCUCCGCCAACCGUCUCCAGAGGAGACUCUCCUCCGAUCUCCAACCUCUACCCGUCGACGAUCUCACCGGAGAAGAUCCCCGGCGUCAGUUUUCUUCUUCGCCGGACGAAUCGUUCCGGCAUGUCAUGUACCUCAACUGCUGGGGCCAAGGCUAAUUUCUGAUGUUAGAUCGAUGAUCCGUUGUUUGUAUCUGUGCUGCGUUCCGUAGACAAACGAAUCGGGAGAUCAGACCGAGUCAGAUUUGUAGCUGAAAACUGUGAAUAGUUUUGAGUUUUCCUGUAAAUGGUAGAUGAUCAUCAAAAGAAGGAAAGAAGCUUUGGAGCCUCGUCUGUCUGAUCCAUUUUAUCAAAACCCAUUUUGCCAGUGAUUGAGAACUCCAAAGUGGAUUUCUGUAAUCCAUCGCACCGCAAUAAUUGAGCUCCGUAUAUUAAUAUUUAA
Messenger RNA from Tarenaya hassleriana, 626 nucleotides. RefSeq lists its product as uncharacterized. NCBI's taxonomy places the organism in Eukaryota, Viridiplantae, Streptophyta, Magnoliopsida, Brassicales, Cleomaceae. The transcript has a single exon. The coding region runs from base 98 to 343 and encodes 81 amino acids. The record is from RefSeq and is a predicted model, not a curated record.